Morus notabilis is the source of this 1455-nucleotide messenger RNA. RefSeq names its product beta-glucosidase 3. The record is from RefSeq and is a predicted model, not a curated record. The transcript has 13 exons. Gene Ontology annotation, molecular function: beta-glucosidase activity. The coding region runs from base 148 to 1455 and encodes 435 amino acids. NCBI's taxonomy places the organism in Eukaryota, Viridiplantae, Streptophyta, Magnoliopsida, Rosales, Moraceae. Gene Ontology annotation, biological process: carbohydrate metabolic process.
UUAAGUGUUUGUGGACAAGUUAGGAGAGAUGAUUUCCCAGCUGAGUUUGUGUUUGGUGCUGCCUCCUCAGCUUAUCAGACAGAGGGUGCUGCAAAUAAAGAUGGAAGGACUCCUAGCAUAUGGGACACCUUUGCUCAUGCCGGGUACAUGAAAGGAGCUACGGGAGACAUCGCAUGUGAUGGAUAUCACAAAUACAAGGAAGAUGUCAAACUCAUGGUUGAAACAGGUUUAGAAGCAUAUAGAUUCUCUAUAUCAUGGUCAAGACUUAUCCCAAAUGGAAGAGGACCUAUCAAUCCAAAGGGUUUACAAUAUUACAACAAUUUUAUCAAUGAAUUAGUCAGUCAUGGAAUUCAACCACAUGUUACAUUGCAACAAUUUGAUCACCCACAGAUUCUUGAAGAUGAGUACGGAGGAUGGCUUAGUCGAAAGAUUGUGAAAGACUUCACAGAAUAUGCAGAUGUGUGCUUUAGAGAGUUUGGUGAUAGAGUUAAACAUUGGGCUACUAUAAAUGAGGCCAAUCUGUUUGUGUGGGCAGGUUAUGAUUGGGGAAAUCUACCACCACGACGAUGUUCGCAUCCAUAUGGUGACUGCUCUGAAGGCAACUCCACGACUGAGCCAUACAUUGCAGCUCAUCAUAUCUUGUUGGCACAUGCGUCGGCUUAUAGAUUGUAUGAAAAACACUACAAGGACAAGCAACACGGAUUUAUAGGAUUCAACAUCCUUACUUAUUGGUUUGUCCCUCUAACAAAGAGUCGAGAAGAUGAAAUUGCUACUAAAAGAGCAAAUGAAUUUAUUUUUGGUUGGUUUUUGGAUCCCUUGAUAUUUGGAGAUUACCCUGAUUUGAUGAAGAAGAAUGCUGGCUCAAGAAUUCCGGCCUUCACCAUCGAAGAAUCCGAAAGUGUUAGGGGUUCCUUUGACUUUAUAGGAGUGAAUUAUUACUUUACAUCGAACGUCAAGGACAUAUCCAACACCUUUCAGUUAGGAAACGGGGACGUUAUUGCAGACAUGGGAAUAGAAAUAAUUCUUCCGGAAUUGUCCUCGUCAAAAUUUGAGUUUUCAAUCACACCCUGGGGCCUGACUGGAGUUCUGCAGUAUAUAAAGCAGCAUUAUAAUAAUCCUCCUAUUUAUAUUCAUGAAAAUGGUCAAAGAACUCGGCGUAAUUCAAUAUUGACAGACUGGUCGAGGAUUGAAUACUUGCAGGCGCAUAUUUGGAGUGUAAUUGAUAAUAUAAGGAAUGGUUCGGACGUGAAAGGGUAUUUCGCAUGGUGCUUCAUGGAUUCUUUCGAGUUGUUGGACGGCUUUGAAUCCAGCUAUGGCUUGUACUACGUAGAUUUCGACGAUCCAGAAUUGAGAAGACAACCUAAGCUCUCUGCCCAUUGGUAUUCUCAUUUCUUGAAGAGAAAAGGCACCACCUUAGAUGGCAUUGUUCUUUCUCCACCUCGCGAUUACAUCUAA